GCACGCCUGCUCCGCACUCACGACAAGAGCCACAACAGAGUACCAAUAGAACAAGGUAGUAGAGAGGAGGUCAAGUUCUGGAGAGCCGCGGUGAAGACGUACAGCCAUGGCCCAGUUUCUCAUCAAAAUCGUGAACCACUUCGCCAGCGAAAUCAUCACCAAGCGCUUGGCCAACUCGCGAGCUUUCCAGCAGUUCGCCAUGAGAACGCACUUGAAGGUUGAGCAAACGAAGAAGAUGGCGGAUAACCCCGAGGAGGCGGCGAAGCUCAUCCGCGGGGCAGGGGAAAAGGUGAAGGCGGAGGCUGACUCGGUGGCGUCAAGCUUCGAGCGUUUCAAGGCAGCGCUGAAGGAGGAGGUUGCACAAGGAGGCGGGGGUGCUAGCAGUAAUAGCGGCACGUCAUCUUAUGCGGGGAGCGUGCCAAAAAACGGCUCAAGAUCGGAUGACAUUGCUGCGCGCGUACAACGGCGGCGGAGGAGAUGAUGGGGCCUGGGCUGCAGGGGAGACUGCGUUUCGAAGGCGCUUCUUCGGUUCAAUAGAUUAUGAUAUUCGUACACAUGGAUUCGUUUUCGUACGCACGGGGGACCCGUCGAUGAUAACGAUGGUAUCUACCCUCGUGAAACAAGGCAACACUACCGUGCGGAACCUCCGUGGUAUCGAGACGAGUUGGAGCCGGGAUACAGCAGUGGCUACGUUGUCUUCGUCACUCAGUUAUUGACAAAGGCGGAUAAGAAACGUCGCCUUAUCCCUGUCUUCAACGCAUGGGUAGCACGUUGUCGACCGUGGCGGACAAGCGUCGGCAAUGGCCAUUCCGCGCGGCGUAGUAGUGGAUGCGCUCGGACCCCAAGAAAUGAACGCGGCAAGCUGGUGUGUUCCUGUGUGGUGAUGUAAAGAGGUGGAACACUCUGUUGCUUUCACCAGGAUUUUUUUUGUGCGAUAUCUCGCCCCCUGCACUGGGACGGAAGGAGAGCCCCGCAGCUGGUUCAGUGUUGUUUCCGCCUGUUACGCGUGCAUGCGUCGUUCGUGAGAAGACUGACUCCCUUAGCGUGUUUUGGUAGAAGCAGGCUUGGUUUAUCCUUCAGAGGAUGUUGGUCCUUUGGAUCUCACGGUUGUGCACAUAGACCUUGGAUGAGGAGAGACUUCCGGCGAUAUGUAACAGAGAGAAAUGCAAGAGGUAGCGCGCAGUUUUUUGCUCGACCAAAAACCAUGCGGCGUUGCUGCUUUCUGUGCACUUGUCGGCGGAACACCCAGCUUGCAUUGGGAAAGAAGCACUUCAAUGGUAGGCAAAUCGCAUUGGCGCUGGCCUCGAUAGAAUGCUACCCAGCAUUGUCUUAUGUGCCAAGAAUAGACUGGCAGUUGGAUUUGUUGAAAUAGAAACGUUUCUCUUCACCGGAAAGACGGGAGGUUCGCCCGCUUUCUCUUGCCGGGAAUAGAUGCUUUUUGGGCGUUGGCCUCUGCUUCCCGUGAUGCGCCAACUCACGAACUGCUGUGCUUUGUUUUUGUUUCAAGCGUCAUCGGUUCUUAAUCGUUGUUGCUGUAGUUUCUGUACACAUUCGCUAUCCGUACAUUUGGGGGUGUCGAGAGACAGGAGGAGGAGGAUUGGAGGAGCAGUCCGUGCGUGUUUGUAGUGUAAGCCUGUUGUACUUCGACUUUUGGUGUCCUCUUUCUAAUACGCCGGUAUAUGGCGAUCCUCUUCAUGAAGGGUACAAUCUCCCCGACGUCUGCAGAGGACGGCUCCCUCUUUUGUCUUGGCGCCGGGGUUUGCACAGGCCGCAAAAAACUUGAUUCGUCCGGGGCCCUGCUGGCCUUGGCAGCAAAGCGAGCAAAUAUCAUCGAACAAGACAUGGC
Molecule: messenger RNA, 1846 nt
Organism: Ectocarpus sp. CCAP 1310/34
Lineage: Eukaryota; Phaeophyceae; Ectocarpales; Ectocarpaceae
Source: the annotation of a GenBank genome assembly